Neomonachus schauinslandi (Hawaiian monk seal) is the source of this 2374-nucleotide messenger RNA. It is a transcript of the gene RP2, whose product is annotated as RP2 activator of ARL3 GTPase. The record is from RefSeq and is a predicted model, not a curated record. Gene Ontology annotation, cellular component: periciliary membrane compartment; cilium. Gene Ontology annotation, biological process: post-Golgi vesicle-mediated transport. Gene Ontology annotation, molecular function: GTPase activator activity. The transcript is spliced from 6 exons. Lineage: Eukaryota; Metazoa; Chordata; Mammalia; Carnivora; Phocidae. The coding region runs from base 187 to 1239 and encodes 350 amino acids.
GUCGUCUGGGCGACUGAGAGGAGAAAGAGAAGGGGUGUUGGGCCUGGCGGGCUAACCCGGGCUGGGGACGGCUGGGCGGCUUGGCGGGGCGGUGUCCGGAGAGCUGCGGGGCCCGGGCGCCCGGGGUUCGCGCCACACUCCCAGGGAGUACCUGAACGAGCGGGCCGGCGGGGAGUAAUCGGGACCAUGGGGUGCUUCUUCUCCAACAGGCGGAAGGCUGAGAAGGAGUCGCAGCCCGAGGGCGGGGAGGAGCGGCCGAAGCAGUACAGCUGGGACCAGCGCGAGAAGGUUGAUCCAAAAGACUACAUGUUCAGUGGCCUGAAGGAUGAAACAGUAGGUCGCCUACCUGGCCAAGUGGCAGGACAACAGUUUCUCAUUCAAGACUGUGAGAACUGUAACAUCUACAUCUUUGAUCACUCUGCUACAAUUACUAUCGACGACUGUACUAACUGCGUAAUUUUUCUGGGACCUGUGAAAGGCAGUGUGUUUUUCCGGAAUUGCAGAGAUUGCAAGUGCACGUUAGCCUGCCAGCAGUUUCGUGUGAGGGAUUGUAGAAAGCUGGAAGUCUUUUUGUGCUGUGCCACUCAACCCAUCAUUGAGUCUUCCACAAACAUCAAGUUUGGCUGCUUCCAAUGGUACUACCCUGAAUUAGCGUUCCAGUUCAAAGAUGCAGGGCUAAGUAUCUUCAAUAAUACCUGGAGCAACAUUCAUGACUUUACACCUGUGUCAGGAGAACUCAACUGGAGCCUUCUUCCAGAGAAUGCUGUAGUGCAAGACCAUGUUCCUCUACCUACUACCGAAGAGCUCAAAGCUGUCCGAGUUUCCACAGAAGCCAAUAGAAGUAUUGUUCCAGUAUCUCGGGGUCAGAGACAGAAGAGCAGCGAUGAGUCAUGCUUAGUGGUAUUAUUUGCUGGUGAUUACACUAUUGCAAAUGCCAGAAAACUAAUUGAUGAGAUGGUCGGUAAAGGCUUUUUCCUAGUACAGACAAAGGAAGUGUCAAUGAAAGCCGAGGAUGCUCAAAGGGUUUUUGGGGAAAAAGCACCUGACUUCCUUCCUCUUCUGAACAAAGGUCCUGUUAUUGCCUUGGAAUUUAAUGGAGAUGGAGCUGUAGAAGGAUGCCAGCUUAUUGUCAAUGAGAUAUUCAAUGGGACCAAGAUGUUUGUAUCAGAAAGCAAGGAGACAGCAUCUGCAGAUGUAGACAGCUUCUACAACUUUGCUGACAUACAGAUGGGAAUAUGAAGUGCAAUGUGGAACCAAGGACUUGGAGGCAGGGGAGAGCUACUUGUUUAAAAAUCCACAUCCUUGGACCCAGGCCCCAGAUACCCUGCUUCAUUCUCCAGGGGAAACCCGGUUGUGAGGAGUUUGUUGUAAGCUAAAGUAAUCAGUUCAGAAGAUGUUGAUUGGGUGAUCUGGAGAAGAAGGGACUGAACCUUCCAUGUACAUCGUAUAUAGCAGCUAAUAGGAAAUUAGCUUUCAUAGGUCUAUUUUUAAAAGGAACCUUAAAUUUAAAUCUAUUUUGGUAAAACCAAGACUGAAAAUAGCCGCUUAUAAAAAUCCCUCUUACGAUUGUUACUAAAAAUGUAUUUUCAUGUGUAAACUGCUUUUGAAUAUAUCAGAUUAAUUUAUAACUACUAUAUUGAACUGUGUGUUGAUGUUCCGAAAUAAUACAUUCAAAGACUUUUCACUUUCAUAAGUAAAAUUGACUACCUACCCUGUGUCUGGCCUCGUGCUAACCAUUAGCAUUGUAUCAUUUCAGUCUUUUGUAAGAGCAUUCUAUACUACAUUCUCAAUCUCUUCUUUAAAUCAGAAUGAUUUCAUGAGAUGCAAAUAAAACUUGGUGACAGGGUUAACAUAAUUAUAAUCAUAAUUUACAAAUAAGCUUUGCAAUUAGUAGUCAGAGGGCAUUGAUUUUUCCCACGGUUAAGCUAAAUUAAACUUAUUCUUCUGAUUGUGAUUACAUUAUUAAAUCCCAUUAUUCACACUUACAGUAUAGUACCUUUUGUUUUUUAAAAAUAAAUACGGUACACAAAGCUGUAAACUGAGUUCUUUAUCUAUAGUAUUUUAGCAAAAAACUCAGGAAUAUAACAUAUAAGGGAGUUGUUAAUUUUAAAAUACCCACUAAAUUUAGUAUCUAUUAACCAAAGCCUAAAAUUUUAUAUUCUUCAGUUGGGUAAGAGCUUUUACCCAAGCUUAAUUUGUCUUUAAGGACAGUCAUUUGGCCUCUGAAUGUUUGAAAAGAUUUUUAAAAAUAAGUAGUGCUAUGGUUGUUGUUUCUAUAAUAACAAAUGUUGAUAAUAAUUAUACUACAUUUCAUUUUUAAUAGCCUUUUAACUCAUGAACAUUUAUUAGCAAGGAAAAAUUAGUAAUUUUAUUA